Epithele typhae is the source of this 1647-nucleotide messenger RNA. RefSeq lists its product as uncharacterized. NCBI's taxonomy places the organism in Eukaryota, Fungi, Basidiomycota, Agaricomycetes, Polyporales, Epitheliaceae. The transcript has 3 exons. Bases 1 to 1647 code for a protein of 548 amino acids. The record is from RefSeq and is a predicted model, not a curated record.
AUGGACACCGUCGACAUUCCCUUCGACUCCAUCUGGUGUCUCGUCUGCUCUCGUCAAAUCGUGCCCAAACGCCUCCGCGUUCCCGUCGACCCUCAGCCUACCCCUGCCCCGCCCGCCUCUCCUACUGCUCUAGCGUCCAACGCUGCUCAGCUACAUGAUGUUCCGCCGCGCCUGGCUCGCGGCAAGACUGGCACCAUCCAUCCUCGUGCUCAGGGCCUCGUCCACGGUACCGGCCGCGUGAAGCCCAACGGCACCAUCAAGCGUUCGCCGACAAAGGACACCCACGACUCGAAACCCCCUCCCCCCGCCCCCAAGUCGAACACUCCCAUUCGUCACCGCACUGUCAUCGACCAAACCCCCGCGCCUCUCUAUUGCUCCGACGAGUGUCGCCUGGCCGACCUCCAGUCCAUCCACGGCGCCAUCGACAUCAAGUACAACCCAGAGCGUUGCGCGUCCCCCCGUCUCCCUCCCGUCCCACCAAACUCCUACAUCGACGGGCCCUCGUCGCUUGCAGACAGCGACUCGUCUAGUGGUGCGUCUCUCGAGUCGCGCUCCUCCAUCGCGUCCCCCACCACCACCACCACCACCACCACCACCCCUGCCGUCCCGCGCGCGGCAUCGCCCACGGGCGACCUGCACCAAGACGUCUACGCGCGCAUGUCCGCCAUCUACGGUUUUGCUCCCCUCCCUCCACCGCCGCCCUUCUCCAGCAGGCCAAAGAAGGCCGAGCCAGUCGUCACCCCCAUGGAAGGGGGUAUCAUGAUGGCCGCACGUCGCAUUCAGGCCGCGCUUUGCCCGGAGAAGCCCCCCAAACGCUCUUCGUCGUGGGGCAUCCCAGUGCACCACGACCCGACACAAGACAACAAGCCCAUUCCUGGCUGGACCGACGGUUCCCAAGCGUGGCGAGAAAGCGUGUAUGGCAUCCCCUCGCAGCGCGCCACCCGCGCCAGUCCGGAGGAAGCCGCAAUCAUUGCGCAAGGCUCUUACGCCAGCCCUCACCGGUCGUCGCGCGGCGUCGUCUCGACCAUGGGCGAGGGCAAGCCUGCGACCGAAGUCCGUCCUAGCGCGUCUACUUCCGCACUCCCCUCUCCUGCCCUCGACCGCUCCACGCAAGAGCUCUACCGUCAGUACUCCGCAUCGUUCAUGCGCCGGUCUGAGUCGCGCAAUUCUGUUCCACGUGCAUCCACCCUCUCCACCUCUCCCACUGGUUCAGCGCGCGAGGUGUCCAUCCUGAAGCCCGGUGCCGAAGGUCUGCUACUCGUCCCUGACGUCAAGAUGCGUCGCGUCAACUCGGGCAUGUCGAGUACCGACGGGAGCUCAGUCGCAUCGUGGGGUAGCACGAUGGUCAGGAAGCGUAGCCCACUCAGUCGGCAGAACAGCGACGCCAGCGUGGACUCCGUGACCACGGAGAGUGACGAGGACGACCUUGAGGCUGCCUGCUCGUUGCCCACCUCUCGGCCAUCCAAUAACCGCACUUGGAGCUAUGCAUCGGAGAAGUACACGUAUCCGAUUAUGCGCGUCGCUCCCAAGAAGGUCAAGCGCAUCGAGCGGCAAGUCAUCGACGGUGUGGAGCAAGACGUCGAGGUCGAGAUCCUUGUGGAGGAGCCCAUCAAGCGUCUCUUCCUCUUCGGCGGCGCUCGCGAUUAA